AUGUAUCCAGAAUGGCCCAAGUCGGCCGCCGACUUGACCCCACUCCCCCUUUGCCCAGGCCCGACGUUGCCGCCAUUCGACUUCAAGGGUUGGCAGGACAUUGAGUUCCUCGAAUACCUUGGAGACGGCGCGCAUGCACAUGUCUUCAAAGUUCGAUUACUCGGCAAGAUAUACGCGCUGAAACUCUUCAGAUUUAUCUUUGACGAAGAUUGGCCAUCCCCCGCCGAGGAAAGAGGAGACCUUAUUGAAGACGCAGAACUAUUAAAGCCAUUUUAUCACUAUGCCGAGCCUUUUAGCGCCGAAUGUCGCGCCUUUGGCCGCCUCCGAGAAUCGGGCUAUGAAGACCUCGCCGUCCGCUGUUUUGGCUACUUGCUGCUAGACGAGAAGAACGAGCGAGCCAUGAGGGACAAGUUCAAAGACAUGGAUCUUAGAUUCAAAGGCAACGGCGACUCUUAUACAACCGCCAACCUGCGCGAACGCUUUCCGGGUGCAGACGGCAAAAUCCCACCCAUCCGUGGCAUCGUCAAGGAAUUCGGCCUUGGUGUGGAGGACCUGACUGACAGCGACAUGCGGAGGCUUCUGCGCGACAUCAUCAAAUUUCAGCAACUUGGAAUCCUCCAGAUUGAUGUCAACGAAACGCAGUUGAUUGGUGGCAAGUUUUGUGAUUUUAGCAUCGCCGUUACCAUCCCGCAUUUUAUCACGAGUCCGGAGCUGAACCCGCGCCUAACGCCUGACAUGGUAGCGCUUCUAGAGUACGAGACUUUCCAAUGCAGCAUCAACGACUUCUACGCCUUUGACCGCAUGGUCACCAACCGGAAUUAUCUGUACGAGGGCCAGAAGAAGCCCAUCUCAGUGCUUGCACUCCCGCCGCACGGGGUGGCUUGUCAAACCAGAUAUGGUCUGCGAGGGAGGGACUCACAGGCGCCGGUCUUUACCCUCGUUGACCCACGGCGGCUGAAGGCACUGUUCGAACCCGCCAAAACCCCCAAUACCGUCACCCAGUCCUUGAGCAAGAAAUGCCGCGGUCAUGGGAAGGCCACAGUCAAGCGCAAGAUACGGCUGAUGGCCAAGCCACCUAGGUGGUACUACUUUUGCAGCAAAAGGGAGGCCGAAAAUCUGAGUGAUAUCGAAGCCUAUUCGAGAUUUUACAAGUUCGGAGAAGAUAACAUCAUCGAAUGGGAAUAUUUUACCCUGGAAAAUCUGAACACAGAGUAUGGACCCUUGCUGGACAACCCCAACUUCAGACACGACCCCCCCCCGACCGACCAUUCCGGCAUCGUGAACCCAUUCGCCUGGAAUGACGACGUUCUUCGUCCGACUUUCCAGUUUGCCAAAGCUCUCCAGUUUGCCAAGCCGAGCUUCGAGCACUACCGCGGUGUCGAGCCCCGCCACGUCUACCGGGCGCACAACGGCGCCUUCAUCUCCCACCCUCCCGGGACCGACAAGGUCCAGGCGAGCCAUGAGAUCAGUCUGGACCGGUCGCCCAUACAACCACUGGUCGUGGGAAUCUACCACGCGGGCUGGAGCGGCCGGGAACUGCUGAGGGGCAGAAAGGUCUCCCGCUACCCCGUCUCGGAUCUGGCGCGCCACUGCCGCGACGCGGGGACCCGGUUCGGCUACAUCCAGUGCACCACGGAGCUGGUCGCGUGCUGCUUCUCGAACAUCGACUUGGAAGACAGAGCGGCGCUCAUCGCGCCCGUUCCGAUGAGCCUGCAUGGCGAGACUCAGCUAACAACGCAUCUCGCACUGUGGUGGCUCUGCAUGACGGCCGCGCUGGAUGCGGUAGUCGCCAACGAGAAUGACGAGGACCGAAUAAGAGACACAGAGACACAGUGGCAUACCUUCGGCGCGGGGCGGGUUGAGGGCCAGGAUGAGCUUGACAGUCCUGACUCCCGCACGCCGCCUCCGCCGUACAGCGCUCCAGAGCCAGGCAACGCUGCCGCUUUUGAGGCGAGCGUGGGCUUGCCAAACUUUGUGUGGGACACUUACCCGGAUUCCCCUGAUGCCGUUAUCUUCCAGCCUGAGUCAACCACACCCGCCCUCAACUCAAACGCCACUGCCGCCAACCCUGCUAGUGACACCUUUUGGGGGCCAGGCGACGCCGACGUCGCCGGCUUUGAUGCGCUCUUGGCCUCGCCAAACGGAACGAGACUCUCGGGAUACCUCAAUAACCCUACCCCCGAGCCCGAAUCAAACACACCCGUUCCCAACUCAAACGCCACUGCCCCCAACCCUGAUAGUGGCACCGUUGCCCCUGAUUCCAACAUGAACCAGAACCACAAUACUACUGCUCCCAACAGCAACACAUUUGGCUACUGCGCUACAACUAAUGCCUAUGAUAUUGACUGGAGCGCUCAUUGUCCCGGAUUGAGCGUACGUAUUUCCGGGACUAUGCCUAAUGCCUGGAACCUUGCUGGUCUUGGCGUGCCCAUGGCCAAUAACAACGCUGCUCCCCCCAAUUUCCCCAUGGGCGAUUACAACGAUGCUUCUCCGGACUGGAACAUGGCCAAUAACAACGCUGCUCCCCACAACUUCCCCAUGAGCGGUUACAACGAUGCUUAUCCCGACUGCAACAUGGCCAACUACGACUGGAACAUGGACAACUUCGACUGGAACAUGGGCAACUACGAUGCUGAGAGGUUCGACUUGAACAAGGGCAACUACGACUGGAACAUGGGCAACUACGAUGCUGAGAGGUUCGACCUGAACAAGGGCAACUACGACUGGAACAUGGGCAACUACGAUGCUGAGUCUAGCGCUUAUGACGUCAAUGUAAUUAGUUAUGGCCAUAUACUCGAAUCUGAGUUCCCCCAAGAAAUCCCCGACCCUCAGAGAUUCUUUUACGGAGUUGCGAUCCGCCGAGAAAAAGACAUCAAAAAGGUGAUUCAUUGGGACUACACGCUACUCGAACGAGCUCUCAAUCCCCUCAAGAAGCCCCAAGACAUUAACACAAGCUACAACCUCUUGCACCAGUGCACCAAUAACGACCCAGGCGAUCACAAUCUGCGGACCACGCACCAUGUUAUUCGAUACAAUAGACAUGUCGUCAUGGCAGGGUUCGGCCGAUCCAGCGUCAAAUUUGACGACGAAAAUGGCUUCGCUUUGGCCCGUCACCGAAGUCCGAUUCGGCAGCUGGCCAAUUCCUGCAUGUCGUUCCGGCUCCGAUACGGGUACAUCCUAACCGACAAGGCCAUGGUCGUGUGCCGCUUCCGCAAGGUUGGACUUAGCAAGAAUAAAGACGAGAAACUUGACCCCGACCAGCUGAUGGCGGACAUUAAGCGCAUCCCGUGGUCGAACAAGGGCGAGGAUGAGUUAACGACAGACCUAGCUCUAUGGUGGCUCCUCAUGCUGGCCCUGUCGGACGGACAGCAACGCGACAUUGUCGAGAGUAGCAAAACAACAGAAGUGGACACAUGGGAAGUUGUUGAAGAGAUUGAAGGUGGGAAAGUGGUGCAGAAGCAUCGCCAUUGUUACUCGCACGUCACCAAGGACACAACGCCGCCCAAGGGCACCAAACGCCGGCUGCUACCCGCCCAGCAGCCGGAUUCUCGUGGCGAAAGCACACAGCGUCACGACUUUGAUGCGUUCGCUGGUGAUAUGGGUAUAACAGGGAUUGCGGAGGCUUUCAGUGUGGCAGAGGUUGCGGAGGAUUCCAGUAUGACAGACGUUGUGGAGGAUUCCGACUAUAACAGCAACGCUGUCGAGGAUUCAUUUUUCGAAGACGCCUGGCACAACUACAGCACUGACUCCGACGACGACGUCAUGGACGACAAUUUUGCCGCCCACCAACAUCAACUUGGAGAUCAAAUUUAA
Molecule: messenger RNA, 3813 nt
Organism: Cordyceps militaris CM01
Lineage: Eukaryota; Fungi; Ascomycota; Sordariomycetes; Hypocreales; Cordycipitaceae
Exons: 4
Coding region: 1-3813 (1270 amino acids)
Source: RefSeq, a predicted model, not a curated record